AUGUACUCUCCAAGAACUCUUCCGCGAACAUUCACAUCGAUCCUACUCCUUGUAUGGUUGCUUCUUGGCACCUCUCUCGGGCAAAACGAUCCAGUCAAGAACUUCUGUCGGAGAUGGGGUCACCAGUCGGCUGUAGUGGAUCGGAAGCUAUACGUCGAUGGUGGUUUGAUCAACUAUGAAGAUGCGACAAAUAACUUGACUAACACGUUUCUCUCCUUCAAUGAUCUUGACGCCGUAAACAGCGGUGGAAUGCCCCCGUUCUACGCCAAUCUAUCCAAGAACGAUACGAUCCCAAGCGUCAACGGCGGCAUCUUAUGGGAAGACUCGGUCAACAAAAGACUUUACCUUUAUGGCGGCGAAUCGUAUCAAUCCCCUCCUCUAUCCUUCGAUCUCUACAGCUACGACAUCAUCUACAAUCAAUGGGUGUCGUUUGGUGCUCCCCCACGAGAAGUUCAAGCGGCCAGCUAUGGAGCUGGUGUCUCCAUCUCGUCGAGAGGGGAGGCGUACUACUACGGCGGGUGGCUAAGCAAUGCAUCAGUUCCAGGUUGGUCGGGUCCGCCACUAGCAUCGAAUGGAUUGAUCAAGUAUGAGAUGGAUUCGAAUACUUGGAGCAAUAUAACGGGACCGGAUGAUAAAGGACGAGCAGAGGGAGCGAUGGUCUUUAUUCCAGCUGGGGAUGGUGGAAUGUUGGUGUAUUUUGGGGGCGCUCUAGAUCUAUAUGGCAAUGGAACCUUGACGCCGCAGCCCUUGGAUGAGAUCUUCCUGUUUGAUGUCGCGAAUGCAAAAUGGUAUACACAAAAGACAUCAGGCAAUACCCCUCAGGACAGACGCCGUUUCUGCGGCGGUGCGACUUGGGCAAAGGAUCACUCGAGCUACAAUAUUUACAUAUAUGGCGGCGGAGGCUUCCCUCCAGAUACGACAGGCUACGACGAUAUUUACAUCCUGACCAUCCCAAGUUUCCAAUGGAUCAGGGGCCCAUACCCGACCUAUAAGAACGGCACUGGAGCCUUCCCGAAGAGCAUGAUGAGCUGCAACGUCGUCGACGAUGCGCAAAUGCUCGUUAUAGGAGGCACCUACUCCAACGCCACCGACAAAGUCUGCGACGUACCGACAAUCCAGGGCGCACACAACAUGAACCUGGGCAAGCAGAACAAAGAAGAUGCCAUUUGGGCACUGUAUCAGCCCAAUCUGACCACCUACAUUGUGCCCAUUGACAUUCGAACGGCGGUUGGAGGCAAUUCUGCCGGUGGCGCCACCACCACAACGCCUGUCAGCGGAUUUGACGCCCCCGACUUGGCUGUGCAGAUGGAACGCACUGCAGGUUCGGGAACACGGACUGCGACGCGCGUAACUGACACAAGCACCAGCAAGCCAUCGCCCCCUUCACACACUACCAGGCCAUCUUCAGGACUCAGCACUGGAGCAAUAGCGGGAAUUGCCGCUGGGGGUACUGUGGCGUUCAUCCUUGCGCUGUUGGGAAUUGGUUGCCUUAUCUACCGUCGCAGGAAGUACUACAGCCAGAAUCACGGUGUGGCGGCGCCACCACCACCACCAAUGGCUGUAAGUGGUGUCACUGGCUGGACAUCCCCUGUAUCUCCGUCUUAUACCGGAGGACAGGCCUGGCCUGCAAGCCCCCCGUCUGAACUGACGAGUGAGCAUCGGUCGCCUGACAUGCAUCAGAGGACGACUCCUAAGAAUGAUUUUCAGCCUACUGGGGUCGGUGAGGGGGCUCCACCGGCUGAGUUGGCGGGUGAGGGGAAUAUGCAUGAGUAUCACGAUCACGAUGGACUGUCGCCGAUGGAGAGGAUUUCCCCUCCUAAUGACUGGUCGAGAUAG
Fusarium fujikuroi IMI 58289 is the source of this 1836-nucleotide messenger RNA. RefSeq lists its product as uncharacterized. NCBI's taxonomy places the organism in Eukaryota, Fungi, Ascomycota, Sordariomycetes, Hypocreales, Nectriaceae. Gene Ontology annotation, molecular function: protein binding. The record is from RefSeq and is a predicted model, not a curated record. The transcript is spliced from 3 exons. The coding region runs from base 1 to 1836 and encodes 611 amino acids.